UAUGAGUCCCUGCUGUUGCUGGAGGUUGUUCCUGUGGUGGUGUCUUCAGUCAUCCUACAGUCUGCAGAUCGCACUCAGACUGAGCUGAAGGUCACAGGUGGAGGAAACAUCAGUCCUGUUCUCAUCAACCCCACCCUCUGUGGUAAUGUGGUGCUGAAGGUUCUCUAUGUGAUAAAGUACAACCCACAGGGUAAGAUAGAAAAUGCAACGGUGUCUGUGGUGCUUGGAUUUGUAACUGAAGCUGUGCUGCAUUUGGAACAGGAGUUUCAGGUCACGUACAUCCAGGCAGAUGGGGGGGACGUGAAUGUCCACUACAGCGGAAAUCCAGGUUAUGUGGUCGGCCUGCCGCUUACGUGUAAUGUUUUGAUGUUCUCUAAGAACCAGGAUUUGUCCAUAACAUUCCUCUCCACUGGGAUUGUCAGAAGCAUUGACCUCAGAGACGCUCUGUCUCUGCUCCUCAGCACUGAGGACCAGGACUGUCUGCAGGGUCCACAUCAGCGCUCACCUGUCCUCUUUGGUCACGACUCUGUGUCUGGCUGCCUGUUAAGGUUGGAAGAUGGUGUAAAUUGCACUAUUGUCUCGCAAGAGCUUCUAGGAAUUUUGAGAGGAUUUAACUAUCCUUAUUAUGUGGCUUCCUUUGGAAACUCCCGCCUGGACAAUCUCCUGGACUGGGUGCAGAUCAAGACCAACUUCAAUCCCACAGUGAGUGAGGUCAAACAAGGGGCACAGUAUCUUACGAUGAUCACUGUCAUUGCACUGAGUGAUGAGUCAGAUGCUCUAAAUAAAUGGACCAAUUACGGAUCCUUCGUGAAUCCUCAAGCACAGAUUGUGAGCAUCAAAGAAGUAAUUCAGAGCAACACCAGCAGUUUGACCCUGUUGUCCAGAGGCAGCAGUGUCCUUCCAAUCAGAAGCUCAGUGGCCUUCAUCCCAGUAUCUGCUGCUGCUCUUCCUGGUUACAGGGCCACACCUACCAUCAAUGCCAAACUGCCCUUUGACUUCUUCUUCCCUUUUGUUUGAUCCAACUGCAGCUUUCACUUAUUUAAGCUUCCCCAUAAACACUGGUACAGUGUGUGGUCAUCACUAGUACUGUUAUUGGACCAUCAGUCUGCAACUGUGUAUUGUGUGAAUAAUGUACAUCUGAGUUUUCCCUUUUUUAUAAUAAAAUUUAAUACAUGGUUUCA
Messenger RNA from Haplochromis burtoni (Burton's mouthbrooder), 1181 nucleotides. Its product is annotated as tectonic-1-like. The record is from RefSeq and is a predicted model, not a curated record. The annotation marks the transcript as partial. Gene Ontology annotation, biological process: protein localization to ciliary transition zone; cilium assembly. Gene Ontology annotation, cellular component: MKS complex. The transcript is spliced from 7 exons. Lineage: Eukaryota; Metazoa; Chordata; Actinopteri; Cichliformes; Cichlidae.